This is a messenger RNA of Lutzomyia longipalpis, 1431 nucleotides long. RefSeq names its product cytosol aminopeptidase-like. The transcript is spliced from 3 exons. Bases 1 to 1431 code for a protein of 476 amino acids. Gene Ontology annotation, biological process: proteolysis. Gene Ontology annotation, molecular function: manganese ion binding; metalloaminopeptidase activity. Gene Ontology annotation, cellular component: cytoplasm. The record is from RefSeq and is a predicted model, not a curated record. Lineage: Eukaryota; Metazoa; Arthropoda; Insecta; Diptera; Psychodidae.
AUGUCACCACCACUGAGGUACCCGGAAGACUGCCUGUGGUGUCCCAGAAAAUCUUGUCAACUCAUCCACGAAUGUCAAAGCCAAUCUCUCGUUCCAGGAACGUAUUCAGUAGGUCAAACGCGUAUUUUGUGGAACACCAGCCCCAAGUAUCCGGUGGUUGCUGUAGCAGGAUUGGGUGAUGCAGCCUCGUGGGAUAUUCUCGAUGGGCUUGAUGGGGUGCGUGAGAAUGUGAGAAUUGCCGCUGGGGCGGGUGUUAAGGUGUUGGCGGCUGAGAAGGUAGCCCAGGUGGAAGUGGAAGACUUCAAUGGGCAGGCCGAGGCAGCAGCUGAGGGUGCCACAUUGGCGGCAUAUCGUUUCCAAGAGUACAAGAAACUCGAAGCACGCAAGACCGUGGCCCAGGUGAGCCUGGCGCCGGAUGCUAGUGGGGCGGAGGACUUUAAGCGUGGCGUAACGACGGCCAAGGCACAAAAUUGGAGUCGUUUGCUCAUGGAGACUCCGGCAAAUCUCAUGACACCGACUAUUUUUGCCCAAGAGGUACAAAAGAAGCUCACCCCGUUGGGUGUUGAGGUUGUGCCGCAUGAUCGUGAAUGGGCACGUGGUUUGGGCAUGGAAUCCUUCCUGUCUGUGUCAAAGGGAAGCGACGAGCCGCCGGUGUUCCUGGAGAUGACCUACAAUGGUGCCGGUGGGGAUCAGAAGCCCAUUUGCUUGGUUGGCAAGGGUAUUACGUUCGAUAGUGGCGGCAUUAGCAUCAAAUCUGCGGCAAAAAUGGAUGAAAUGCGCGCCGAUAUGGGUGGUGGAAGUGUUGUGGUUGGUACAAUUGCUGCCCUUGCUGAGCUUGGGGCGAAGAUCAAUGUUAAAGGGCUUGUGCCACUGUGUGAAAACCUCCCCAAUGGGCGUGCCAAUAAGCCCGGAGAUGUGGUACGUGCCAUGAAUGGAAAAUCCAUUUGCAUUGACAAUACAGACGCUGAGGGUCGUCUCAUUCUUUGUGACGCCAUUUGUUAUGCUGAGCGCUUCAAUCCGCGCUACAUUGUGGACCUAGCUACCCUAACUGGUGCCAUUCGUGUUGCCCUUGGAUUCUGCGUUACAGGAGCUUUCAGCACCUGUGAUCAGCUCUUUGGGCAUCUAUCGAGUGCUGGAUCUAAAACUGGUGAUCGCGUGUGGCGUAUGCCGAUCUACAAGCACUACAACACCAACAUGACCGACUACUCAGGCUACGACAUCAACAACCUGGGAAAGGUGUCCGGGGCAGGAUCGUGCACAGCUGCUGCAUUUUUGCGUGAAUUUGUGCCGAAGAAUGUUCCGUGGAUGCAUUUAGAUAUUGCCGGAGUGAUGAAUGGAUGCGACGAUCAGCCAUAUCUCGUGGAGAAGGGCAUGACGGGACGUCCCGUGCGUACAAUGGUUGAGUUCAUCUACCGCGAAGCUGGCCUAUAA